UUCAUCUCUUGCAGGUUACCUCUUUGCACUUGGACCUCUGCUUUUUGUCACCAUUUUUGAUGUGUGGCUGGAGAGGUUCACCACAAAGCAGUCGUACGUCAUCAAUCUGAUGUCUAUGGGUACUGUGGCCUUUGGAUGUACAGUGCAGCAGUCCAGUUUCUAUGGAUACAUGGGGAUGCUUCCCAAGCGCUACACACAGGGCGUGAUGACCGGAGAGAGCACGGCAGGAGUGAUCAUUUCACUCAGCCGUAUCUUCACCAAACUACUGAUCAAAAAUGAGAGGAAGAACACCAUCAUCUUCUUCACCAUUUCCAUCUGUAUGGUGCUACUGUGUUUUAUCCUGCACAUAGUGGUGCGAAAGACACGCUUUGUCCAGUACUACACGGGUCUGGUGCGACAGGGCCUGUCCCACGCCAAAGACCACUCACACAACGGAAGCCAGUACCAGGUCCACCAUGAUGUCAUUACAGAAGAAGUAAGAUUUGUAAGUUUUGCAUGCAUGAUCCUGCAUCGUUAUGUGGUCGCCCGUGUGAUCUGGACCUACAUGCUGUCUAUUGCUGUCACUUACUUCAUCACGCUGUGUCUUUUUCCUGGACUGGAGUCGGAGAUCAGGAAUGUCACACUGGGGGAAUGGCUGCCCAUCCUGAUCAUGGCCAUCUUCAACAUAUCUGACUUUGUGGGCAAAAUCUUGGCAGCCGUGCCGUAUGAAUGGAACGGAACUCGUCUUCUCUUCUGCUCGUGUGUGCGAGUAGUUUUCAUCCCUCUGUUCAUCAUGUGUGUGUAUCCGGCUCAGAAGCCCACCUUCAGCCACCCGGCAUGGCCUUGCAUCUUCUCUCUCCUCAUGGGCGUCACUAAUGGCUAUUUUGGCAGUGUUCCCAUGAUUCAUGCUGCAGGCAAGGUGGCACCUGAGCAGAGGGAACUAGCAGGGAACAUAAUGACUGUGUCCUACAUGUCUGGACUGAUGUUGGGCUCUGUGGUUGCCUAUGCUGCCUACAGUUUUACUGCUUCAGGCUCCAGCCUCCACUCAGAGACUGGCUAUAACUUUACCCAGGGGUACUAGUACCUUAGUCCAAGCCAAAAAAACAUGUCAGUUCCUGUCAUCAAUCUCGUCAGGUGGCACCUUUGCCACUCUGUGUAGCAUCUCUGCAGUCCCCAUAAAUCAGACUUCUGCUGCAGGCUUCUUUUGGCCCACCUGCAAUGCUGUGUGCCUGUGAAUGUAGUCAAAUGGAUGAAGAAACAAGCUUUGACACUGUAAAGAGUUAUAUAUGUGUGCUUAGUUGUGUUGCCUCUUCUUGUUCUCUGAGAGUGCUUUUUUCAUGUUGCCAAAAGUUUUUUGGCGCGUUAAAGAUGUCAAACGUCAGCUGUGUGGUGAUACAUUUGAUGUUUCUCCUGAUUUAAUGUCUGACUCCACAUUCUGUGGUGCUGUAUAUGGUAUGACAGACAAACAUGGACAUUUAUGAGUAUAUUCUGACAGGUCUGAAGAACUGUACUGAAUGAGGGUCAUUUAUGUCUGGAUGCAUGUAAAAGAGAUUUGCCGAAAAGAAAACCAUAAUCUUUUGAGUGCAAUAUGGAUACUGGACCUUUUUGCUAAAGCUAAAAGAAUGUAAACGUCUCUAAAUAAAUGCAAUGAAGUUAUCUUCAUUUAGGGUGUAACUAUUAGGCCUAUUUUAAAACUGCUGUAAUAAAACCAGAAAUCCAUUUUCAAUUGGCAUGAUCCUUACAUGAUUACAAGAUUAGUUGUGAUAUUUAAUAAACCAGAUUGUA
Sinocyclocheilus grahami is the source of this 1764-nucleotide messenger RNA. Its product is annotated as equilibrative nucleoside transporter 4-like. Gene Ontology annotation, cellular component: plasma membrane. Gene Ontology annotation, molecular function: monoamine transmembrane transporter activity; nucleoside transmembrane transporter activity. The record is from RefSeq and is a predicted model, not a curated record. Gene Ontology annotation, biological process: nucleoside transmembrane transport. NCBI's taxonomy places the organism in Eukaryota, Metazoa, Chordata, Actinopteri, Cypriniformes, Cyprinidae. The transcript has 6 exons. The annotation marks the transcript as partial.